Molecule: messenger RNA, 839 nt
Organism: Microtus ochrogaster (prairie vole)
Lineage: Eukaryota; Metazoa; Chordata; Mammalia; Rodentia; Cricetidae
Gene: Tmem14a
Product: transmembrane protein 14A
Exons: 3
Coding region: 1-312 (103 amino acids)
Biological process (GO): regulation of heme biosynthetic process
Cellular component (GO): mitochondrial membrane
Source: RefSeq, a predicted model, not a curated record
AUGCAAGAGCAGUGCUUCCUACUAACUGCUGAGUUGUGUAUCCAGCUCAUGUAUCCUCCUCUCUGUCUCUCUCCUGACACAGGUGGCGUUCCAUCUUUGAUUGCUGGUCUUUCUGUUGGAGUUUUGGCUGGGUAUGGAGCCUACCGUGUCUCCAAUGACAAACGGGAUGUCAAAGUGUCAUUGUUUACAGCUUUCUUACUGGCCACCAUAAUGGGUGUGAGAUUCAAGAGAUCCAAGAAAAUAAUGCCUGCUGGGCUGGUUGCAGGCGUAAGCCUCGUGAUGAUCCUGAGACUGGUCCUGCUGUUGCUUUAGCACCAAGAGAAGCCAAGAGCCCACCUCCUAUCAUUCUACUGUACCCGACAGAGCAGCUUCUUGCAUUCAAAAGAUCAGUUUAAAUAGGUGAUAAAUUUCUUACCCUGAAAUGAAAAUAUGUUGUCACUCGAAAUUUAAAAACCAAUUGGCAAUAUUUGCUUGCCCUCCCCUUUUUCAUUUAAAGCACAAGUUUCAGCUGUUUCUUUUUGUUAACCCUGGUCUUUAAUGGGUUGCUAUGUAGUCAUUUGCUUUGUCUUAUCUUGUGGGUGGAAUUUGGGCGCCCACUGUUUUCUGCUCUUGAGAGUUCCAAGCUCUUAUGGCUCAAAUAAGAUGAACGGCAACUUGUCAUGUCAUGGGGUCCCUGGAGUGAACCACAGAAUGUUGAUGAUUUGUAUGUCACUUGAUACAUUAGCUAUUUUAUUUGUAUUGUUGUGAGGGAUCUUUGCGUCGAAGGAAUUCCGUUGUCAACUCAUCAGUGUCGUAACAGAAUGCAUUCAGUAUUCAAAUAAAAUACAUUUUUAUCUUAA